This is a messenger RNA of Lasiodiplodia theobromae, 2769 nucleotides long. RefSeq lists its product as uncharacterized. Gene Ontology annotation, biological process: nucleoside metabolic process. The record is from RefSeq and is a predicted model, not a curated record. Lineage: Eukaryota; Fungi; Ascomycota; Dothideomycetes; Botryosphaeriales; Botryosphaeriaceae. The transcript has 4 exons. Gene Ontology annotation, molecular function: protein binding; catalytic activity. The coding region runs from base 1 to 2769 and encodes 922 amino acids.
AUGCUCGACGAGCAGCACAGAAAGCCUCUCGACUUUACGCAACCACCAAACGACAAGAAUUCAUACACUUGGGGCCGAAUUUCCGACCACAAUAUCGUCAUCGCAUCGUUACCCGCAGGAGUUUACGGGACAACUUCUGCCGCUACGACUGCAACGUCCAUGCUCUCCUCUUUCCCUCAGAUCCGCAUUGGCUUGAUGGUUGGCAUCGGAGCCGGCAUCCCACGGCUGGAGGACGAUGUUGAUAUUCGCCUUGGUGACAUUGUCGUCAGUCAGCCGUCAGGAAAGAGCGGCGGGGUCGUUCAAUACGACUUUGGGAAAGCUAAAGCCAGCGAUCGAUUUGAGCGCACAGGCUUUUUAAACUCACCACCUCAGGCCCUUCUCAAUGCAUUGGCCAAUCUCCAAGCCCAACACGAAUUUGGACCAAAAGUUCCCAAAAUUCUAGAAGAAAUGCUCGAAAAGAACCCGCAACUUGCAAAGGCGAACCCAGGCAAACCCAGCUACGCGUACCAAGGACGAGAGCACGACAAGCUAUUCAAGCCAACAUACCACCAUUCUCAGGGCAGAAACUGUAAUAAGUGCGACCCGGAACAAGAGAUCAAACGCGAAGCCCGCGAUUCUCAGGAUCCAGAAAUUCACUACGGGCUCAUCGCUUCUGGAAACACCUUGGUGAAGGACGCUACCGUCAGAGACUCCAUCCUCAAGGAAGUCGGUGAUGAUUGCAUCUGCUUCGAGAUGGAAGCAGCUGGCCUUAUGAAUAGCUUUCCCUGCCUCGUCAUUCGAGGCAUUUGCGAUUAUGCCGACUCGCACAAGAAUGAUCGCUGGCAGCGAUAUGCAGCUGCGGCAGCGGCUGCGUAUGGAAAAGAGUUUUUGGGGAUUAUACCAGGGGAUGACUUGGAGAAGGCGCAACGGGCAAUGGAUAUAAUGACGGACAUUGCAAACACCGUAGAGCAGACCCACUCUAUUGUGAAGAAUACAUCUAUUCAACAGCAUGAUGAGAGAAUCAACAAGUGGUUGUCUCCUCCAGAUCCGUCGGCCAAUUACAACAAGGCCCUGCAGCAACGAAACACAGGCUCAGGCCAGUGGUUCCUCACUAGCGCGGCCUAUUCAAAGUGGAAGAUUGAGGAAAACUCGUUCUUAUGGCUCCAUGGCAUUCCGGGAUGUGGAAAGACAAUCCUCAGCUCCACCAUCGUUGACGACCUGCAGAACAACGCAGGCUGCUCGCCCCUCUACUUCUACUUUGACUUCAAUGACACCAGCAAGCAGAGUCUUGAGAAGGCAGUCCGAUCACUUAUCAUUCAGCUAUGCGGCAAGAGCAAUGGUGUUCAGAAGCACGUAGAUUCGCUCUAUUCCUCUUGUGAAAAUGGAACAAUGCAGCCAAGCAUCGACUCGCUGUGCAAGACCUUCCACAAAAUGGUCCAAGAGGCUGGUGAAGUCUGGAUCAUCCUUGACGCGCUUGAUGAAUGUCAGACGCGGAAGGGGCACUCGGCUGAGGGGCUGCUUUCGUGGAUGGAGAGUAUCCGAAGCUCUCAGCAGACAAACGUUCACAUUCUCGCUACGAGCCGGCCAGAACAAGACAUCAAAUCGGCCAUCGAGAAGUGGAACCGCAAACAAGUCAUUUCAAUUCAGAGCGAUUUGGUUGCAAACGACAUAGAUGCAUACAUCCACACAAGGGUCAGGCAGCACACGGGCCUGAGUAGGUGGCAGAAGAAACCGGAUGUUCAGAAACUAAUUGAAGUUACUCUUUCUAAUAAGGCGGAUGGAAUGUUUCGAUGGGUUGCGUUGCAACUUGAUAGUCUCGAACAAUGCGUCAACAAUGAAGAGCUGGAAGACGCACUGGAGCAUCUGCCAGAUAACCUAUACGAGACGUACGAUCGCAUCUUGGAUAACAUCCCCCUUCGAAGGAAGAAAAACGCCAUAAGACUUCUUCAAUUUCUUGUAUACUCCGAACGACCAUUAACACUAAAAGAAGCUGUUGAUGCGAUCACUGUCAAGCUUGACGGUAGCCCCAGAUUUGAUAUCAAGAGGAGAAUGCCAGAUCACCAAGAAAUUGCAGUCUACUGCUCCGGCUUGGUGACUGUCAUUUCUAGCCAGGACAAGGCAGUGACGGAGAUCCAGCUCGCACACUUCUCGGUCAAGGAAUACCUCGUAUCAGAUCAGCUGAUGAAAAGCGCCUGUGAGGAAGAUGCUGCUGAGAUGUCCGUCUCAAGAAAUCUUGCGGAACCACUUGCAAGGGGUUCGAUUGCAGAGGUCUGCCUCGAAUAUUUGUUCGAGCUAAAACGAGACCUUCCGGCAAAGGAGAUUAGGCAAUCUUUCUUUCUAGCGCAGUAUUCUGCACGGUACUGGAUAGUCCAUGCCAUCGUAGCUGAAAACGGCAGCGAAACGGUUCGUGCUCUUGCAAGCAAGCUUUUCUUGGAUGGGAGCUUCUACAAAACCUGGUGCCGCCUAUACAAUCCUGACCGACCGUGGGAUGACGAAGCUGAUGAAGUCCAGGCACUCCUCGACAAGGGCGCCGACGUCAACGCUCAGGGCGGACAUUACGGCAAUGCUCUCCAGGCUGCUUCAGAAGGGGGUCACGUUCAGGUGGUUCAGAUUCUCCUCAAGAAGGGCGCCGACGUCUACGCUCAGGGCGGAGAGUACGGCAAUGCUCUCCAGGCUGCUUCAUCCAGGGGUCACGUUCAGGUGGUUCAGAUGCUGCUCGACAAGGGCGCCAACUUUAAUGGUAGCACUACGAACCUAAGAUAUAUGCUCCAAUCCACCGCGCUCUUCUAA